Capsella rubella is the source of this 693-nucleotide messenger RNA. RefSeq lists its product as uncharacterized. The record is from RefSeq and is a predicted model, not a curated record. NCBI's taxonomy places the organism in Eukaryota, Viridiplantae, Streptophyta, Magnoliopsida, Brassicales, Brassicaceae. The transcript is spliced from 5 exons. Bases 71 to 505 code for a protein of 144 amino acids.
UUCCUCCGUCUCUGCUCUUAACUCUCUUUUUGCUUCCUGCGUCUGCCCUAGCGCCAAGCCAAAAUCGGCCAUGACGAAGAAGAGGAACAAGAAGAACAGAGACGAAGAAUUUUCCAUGGACGUUUCCGAAACUAAGAGCUCUUCCGAAGCUGCUCCUCAAGCCAUGGACACUACGGAGACAGGAGACACAAAAUUAGCUGCUCGUGCUCGUACCUUGACAAGCACGAGGAAAGGAAAACCGAUGAAGAGAACCAAGAAUGCAGGGAAGAUGAAUGCCGUGGCUAUAGCCAUGGACACUACAGAGACCGGAGAUGUGAAACUAGCUGCCUUUUCUAGUAACCUGACAAGCAAGAGGAAAGGAAUACCGAUGAAGAGAACGAAGAAUGUGAGGAAAAUGAAAGCCAUGGCUAAAGCUAUAGCGUUGAGUGAGAAAUAUGAAGAGAAAGCUACAAAGAACGAAACCAAAAGUCUCAGAACUCUUUCGGCCAAGAAAUUGUACGAGUGAUUUUGGUUAAAAAGCUGCAAAGAAGGAAGAAACAUAAGAAAUUUUUGAUAGUUCGUUCGUCUAAUUUGAUUUUGCUAACGUUAUACUUUCUUCUAAAAAUAGCUGUUGCAAUUUUGUAAUCUCCUUUGGUUUACUUAUAAAAACUACAGUACGUAUGUUUAUGAUUAAUCAAAUUUGUUCUUUACCAA